UGCGCGGCCGCGAGCAUGGCGACUGCGGCGGCGGCGGCGGCGGCCCGUGGGGCCGGGGCGAGAGCGCUGGCCGCCCUGCGCGGGGCCGGCGGGACCGCGUGCCGGGGGCGGCCGCGCGCGGACCCUGCGCGCCGCCUGUGCACCGCGCCGGGCGCCGCCGCGGACAUGAAACGCUACCUGUGGGAGCGCUACCGGGAGGCGAAGAGGAGCACGGAGGAAUUGGUCCCUUCAGUCAUGAGCAACUCGCUGAAUCCAGAUGCCAUCUUCUCCAACAACGAAGUCAGCCUGUCGGACAUCGAGAUCUACGGCUUCGACUACGAUUACACGCUGGUGUUUUACUCCAAGCACCUGCACACGCUGAUCUUUAAUGCCGCCCGGGACCUUCUCAUCAACGAGCACCGGUACCCUGCAGAAAUCAGGAAGUAUGAGUACGACCCCAAUUUUGCAAUCAGAGGGCUUCAUUAUGACGUGCAGCGGGCCGUGCUGAUGAAGAUCGACGCCUUCCACUACAUCCAGCUCGGCACCGUCUACAGGGGCCUCAGUGUGGUCCCCGACGAGGAGGUCAUCGAGAUGUACGAGGGCUCCCACGUGCCGCUGGAGCAGAUGAGCGACUUCUAUGGGAAGAGCUCUCACGGGAACACCAUGAAGCAGUUCAUGGACAUCUUCUCGCUGCCAGAGAUGACCCUCCUGUCCUGCGUGAACGAGUACUUCCUGAAGAACAACAUCGACUACGAGCCUGUCCACCUCUACAAGGAUGUCAAGGAUGCCAUUCGGGACGUCCACAUCAAAGGCAUCAUGUACCGAGCCAUCGAAGCCGACAUUGAAAAGUACAUCUGCUACGCCGAGCAGACCCGCGCCGUGCUGGCCAAACUGGCGGAGCACGGCAAGAAGAUGUUUCUCAUCACCAAUAGCCCCAGCAGCUUCGUGGACAAAGGGAUGCGGUACAUCGUUGGGAAAGACUGGCGGGACCUGUUCGAUGUGGUCAUUGUUCAGGCCGAGAAGCCCAACUUCUUCAAUGAUAAGCGGAGACCUUUCCGAAAGGUGAACGAGAAAGGUGUCUUACUCUGGGAUAAAAUCCACAAGUUGCAGAAAGGCCAGAUUUACAAGCAGGGCAAUUUGUAUGAAUUUUUGAAGCUUACUGGCUGGAGAGGAUCCAAAGUGUUGUAUUUUGGUGACCACAUAUACAGUGACCUGGCGGACCUGACCCUGAAGCACGGCUGGCGCACGGGCGCCAUCAUCCCGGAGCUGCGUUCUGAGCUGCGGAUCAUGAACACGGAGCAGUAUGUCCAGACCAUGACGUGGCUGCAGACGCUGACCGGCUUGCUGGAGCAGAUGCAGGUGCACAGAGACCCAGAGUCACAGCUGGUCCUGCAGGAGUGGAAAAAGGAGAGGAAGGAGAUGAGGGAGAUGACCAAGGGCUUCUUCAACGCCCAGUUCGGCAGCCUGUUCCGCACCGACCAGAACCCCACCUACUUCCUGCGGCGCCUGUCCCGCUUCGCCGACAUCUACAUGGCCUCGCUGAGCUGCCUGCUCAACUACGACGUCAGCCACACCUUCUACCCGCGCAGGACUCCGCUGCAGCACGAGCUCCCCGCCUGGGCCGACGGGCCCCCCACCUUCCGGCUCCCGCUCCUGCAGGCCGCGCAGGCCAAGUAGCCAGCCGGGCGGGCGGAGAGCAGAGCCGGGCCCCGGGGGGUGGGGAAGAGGCGCAUGUGAUGUCUCACGUGAUGUGCAUUUGCUCCCGCGCCUCCGCCUGGGAUGCAGACAGGAGCGGGCGCCCCUCUGCAUCAGCACCACCUGGCAGCCCUUUGAUGCUUCCUUGCGGUUCCCCGAGAGACUCAGGGGCGCCACCUGUCGGCAGCAGCGGGAACGCGCGCGCUCGCCCGCAUGCGCGCCCGCCAGGCUCCAGCUGGCUGAGGGUCCAGCCCUGGCCUUUGGGUUCUGCCCUGCGGGAGCCUUCCUCUGACUCCCCUGCACGCGCGCCUGUCGGUCCCCAGUGCCCGCUGCAGGAAUGAGCGCGAUGCAGCUUCCCGACGGCUGUGUGUGGGGGGGCGGGUUGGAGCCUGUUGCACCCCUAGGCCUGGGUCCAGCGGGCACAUGUCCCCUUUGGCAUGGACAGACCUGGGGGGGUCUAGAUAUCAGCGGGGAGGCGCCCCUGCAGCUCUGCCCUCUGCGACCCUCUCUCCACCUCCAGCUUUCCUGCAGGAGUGCCAGUCGGGGUUCUGGGUCGGGAGGGCGGGCCAUUGGGGUGGGUUUUUUUAGAGGGGAGUGCAGACCCUGUGGAAAUGAAGAGAAAAGGAAAUGACCCUGCUGAGAAUUUCUCUGUUUUCCUGAGGCCGAUGCAGGUGACCUACGCCCGCCCGUGGGCCCAACACAGCAAGGGGCAGGUUGGGGGGCUGGAGCGCGUGACCCCCGUACCCCCCACCAGCACCAUCAGUGUUUCAUGGCUGCAGCCGCAGCAGAAGCAUCUCUUGGCCCCUGGGGCUGUUCGUAGCUGGGCCCAGCUGGCGUUAUCCUUGGCUCUGCUGUGUGUUAGGGUGGGGUUUGAUGUGGGACUCUUGAUUGUAUUGAACGAGUGUGGUACAGUGACCCCUUAUGGCCCAGAAGACCCCCCCCCCCCCAGGCCUCCACCACCACCACCCCCAACUUUUGUUACAGACAAAACCCCCUCCCUCCCAGCUGGGUGUUUCUUUUUUUUCUUUUUUCUUUGGCUGAGCACUCGCUCCCGGGUGCUUGGAGCGUCCUGCUCCAGACUCCUCACGGCUCUCUCCUCUGCGCCCAGUUUGAAUUUCUGCUUUGGGGAAACUGGGCGAGCGAGCGGGAAUGGUUCAACCAAGAAUUCCAGGCAGCCUGCAUCCUCGAUGCCCGUUCCCGGGGCUCUGGACUGGAGAAUGAAGCGGCAUUUGGGCAACUUGCUUUCCCGAUGUCCAGAUGAGGGGACCCCAAAGGGGGAGGAAGUCCGCUUCCCCUGGAAAAGGGAAUGGGGGUGCAGGUGAGGGACAGUGACCGCUGCCCAUCCGCUGCUGCCUGGGGCUUAGGACCCUGCGCCCUGGAGCCGCCAAGUAUGGGCGGAAGCUUGGCCUGUGUCCCUGUAGAUGGUCCCUGGGCCCAGCUAGAAGUACAGGUGAGGACGGCCACCUCCGCUCAUAGGGUCCAGAACCAGCAUGUCCCAGCUGAUCUCAUUGUGUGACUGCAGAUUCUAGAAGUCCAUGCAGCACGCCACAGACCACAUGUUCCCCAGGGGGGAAGGGGGGGGCACACCGCUGGCUUCUCCAGACCAAGCUUGAAAAAGUGUUCUGGAGCUCGAACCCCUCUCCCGGAAGCCUCGCGGGGCCCCCCUGCGGAGCCUCUCCAGGAAUGCUGACACCAGACUUCGGAACAGAAACCCCCUGUUACUGAUGCGGCCCACUGCAGACAAAAUUGCUAGUUGCUUUGACUGCCGAGGCCCUCUUAAUUAAGGCGGGGGGAGGGAUGAAUUGUCCUCUCUCCCCCCUCCUCACGGGAGCUUCUGCCUGGCCUUUCAGCGGGGGGAGCGUCAAGUAGGGAGAAUGGGGCCUUUCCCACCCGGACCAGGGGCCCUUGUCCCUCCCGCUGAGCAGCUGUCCCUGAUUGCGCUAUUCUGCUCUGGGAGCUGCUGUGUUUUCUGCUCUUAGAAUUCCCUUGGGUACCAAUUCCCUUCUCUUCCUCCUUCCCUGUGGGGACGGGGUGUCCCUUACCCCCGAAUUGGAGGAAGGCUGCUCUGUCGGCCUGUCACCUCGGCACCUUUCCUGGAGAGACCCUCCACGGCCCCUUUCCAGUGGCCAGCCCCACCAGGAUGGGGCACUGUGACCUUAGCGGGCAUUUAGCUGAGGCCAGGCUUGGCCCUGGGACCCGAGCUCACCCCCCCUCCACCCUUGCUGGGAUAGUGCUGCAGUGCGGGGUGACCAGCCCUGGCCAGACAUCUGGGACGCUCAGGUCAGGUGCAGACAGCAGAGAGAAGGUGCCUGGGCCGGGUGGGCAUCUCUUGGGAGCUGCUGUCUCAGCCAAGUCACUCGGCCCGUGGCAAGUGACUUUCUGAGCACAAGCCAUCUUGCAUCAUGGCCACUUCGGGGCACUGGUCCUAUGGACGUGUCCUGUGGAGUGCCCUCACCGUGAGCUUGGCCCUGGGAUGACCUUGGAGGACCCAGGGAUGAUUCCUCCAUUACUGCCAUGGUGGCAGCUGUCAGCCCAAGACCGGGCCCCACAACUCAGAGCUGUCACCUGUCAACCUAGCGGGACUGUCCCAGCUCCAGGGCUAGGGAGUGGGGAGCUGGAGGGGGGUCCCUAGGGCCCCUCUGCCCCGCCUGCCUUCCCCAGGAGGGGAUCCAGGAACCCUCUGGGCGCCUCCUGCACAUGGAUCUCCAGCUCACCCGAUCACCAAAGUUGCAGCGAACCCAACCCAGCAGCAAAGCUUUGACCCUAUUCUGGGGCCUCGGGCGUGACCCCUGGACUCAGGAGACCUUUUCUGAUUGUUGAGCAGAAGGACAAACCAUACCCCAAGCAAGGGCGGCACAGUGAAUCCAGAUUCCUCGCAGUAGAUGCGUUAUUUAUUCUGAAUGUGAAUUUGCUAUUUAUUCCAAAUGGUGAUUUUAUGUGAUCUGAUCAUACAUGGAUUGCCCAAUAAAAGUUUGGUUUUGUUCA
Messenger RNA from Sorex fumeus (smoky shrew), 4659 nucleotides. RefSeq names its product 5'-nucleotidase domain containing 3 (gene NT5DC3). The record is from RefSeq and is a predicted model, not a curated record. The coding region runs from base 16 to 1656 and encodes 546 amino acids. The transcript has 14 exons. Gene Ontology annotation, molecular function: 5'-nucleotidase activity. NCBI's taxonomy places the organism in Eukaryota, Metazoa, Chordata, Mammalia, Eulipotyphla, Soricidae.